Molecule: messenger RNA, 2910 nt
Organism: Prosopis cineraria
Lineage: Eukaryota; Viridiplantae; Streptophyta; Magnoliopsida; Fabales; Fabaceae
Product: PWWP domain-containing protein 5-like
Exons: 3
Coding region: 225-2495 (756 amino acids)
Source: RefSeq, a predicted model, not a curated record
UUCUGGUUUGAGGGAACAAGAGAAAUUAGGUGAAAAUGUUUCUGAUGCCAAACACGUUAGUUUGCAUAAAGGGAAAGAGGAGGAAGCUGAAAAUCAAUUGGCACGGAUGAACAGGGGGAGCUGCAAUGCUAAUAUUCAAGGCACAUCAGUAUCUUUUGAUGUGGUUGAGAAUAAUUUAGAGGCUAAUACAAACUCCAGGAGUGUAGAAAAUAAUCAAACUGCUGAUGGGGGGAUUUUCUCAUCAUGGGUACUGCAGAGGAAAAUCCAAUGACGAGGUACCAUUGUCUGCAGAUGAUCAGAAGUUGAUGUCCUUGAAGCAUGUCAACCAGAACAUGACAAGCAAUGUUGAUCAGGCCGAAUCAAAUGUUAGGCAAACCACUGAAGCACAACUGGGUGAUAUUUGUGAGCAAGCAGAUUCACAUGUAAGGCAAGAAAUGGAAGCUAAAGAAUAUAAUAGUGACGAACAUCACAAUUCAAUGGAUGAGAAAGCCAUUAAGCACAUAUCUAUGAAGCCUGGAAGUUCAGGAGGACUUUAUCAGGCUAACUAUAUAUUGCCACCUGAAAAAGAAGGUGACUUUUCUGUGUCAGAUAUGGUUUGGGGUAAGGUGAGAAGCCAUCCAUGGUGGCCUGGACAGAUUUUUGAUCCCUCAGAUGCAUCUGAGAAGGCUAUGAAGCAUUAUAAAAAGGACUGCUUUUUGGUGGCAUAUUUCGGGGAUAGAACAUUUGCUUGGAAUGAAGCAUCUCAGCUGAAGUCCUUCAGGGCACAUUUCUCCAAUAUUGAAAAGCAGAGCAAUUCAGAAUCAUUCCACAAUGCUGUAGAUUGUGCUAUAGAUGAAGUCUUAAGACGAGUAGAAUUUGGGCUAGCAUGUUCCUGCGUGCCAAAAGAUGCUUAUGGCAAGAUCAAAUUCCAGAAUGUUGAAAAUGCUGGGAUUCGAGAAGAAAUAAGUUUAAGAUAUGGAUUGGAUGAAUCUUUGAAUGCAAACUCCUUUUCACCUGAUAAAUUAUUAGAGUACUUGGAAGAUUUAUCUCAGUGCCCAACUGGUGGUUUUGAUAGAUUGGAGCUUGGGAUUGCUAAGGCUCAGUUGCUUGCAUUCUAUCGUUUAAAGGGUUACUCUUGCUUGCCUGAAUUCCAAUAUUGUGGAGGUCUGGACUGUGAUAUAGACAGAUCAAUUCAGGAUGUUGAGAACAAUGCCAGUGAGAGUAUUCAGCAUGAAACUUCUCUAAGUAAGGAUGGUGAUCAAGCUUCCACUGGUCAUAGAGUUUCAAAAGGCCACAUCAAUUCUUACCACAAACGUAAACAUAAUUUGAAGGAUGGUAUGUAUCCUAAAAAGAAAGAAAAAAGCUUGUCAGAACUAAUUGGUGGGACUCUAGAUCCCGCAGAUGAUUAUUGGUUGGAUGAGAAAGCCAUGGAUAGUCUUGUUUCCCCUACUGUUUCCAAAAAAAGGAGGACUGUUGAUCCGUAUGCCGAUGACACUGGGAUGCUAGAUGGGAGAAAAACAAUUUCCCUUGCAAAGGUUUCCAGUUCCACAAAGCCAUCAUUUAAAAUUGGUGAAUGUAUUCGUAGGGUUGCUAGUCAACUUACUGGGUCUCCUACAGCGAGGAGUUCUGGUGACAGGUCCCAGAAGCCAGAUGAAAACACUGAUGUACUUUCUGGUGAUGUAUCUGAUGACGCUUCUGUUCAAAAUCUUGAGGAGGCUAAGAAGUCAAGCCUGGUUGAUCCAACAGAAUAUUCAUCACUCAAUGAUUUGCUAUCUUUACUACAUUGGGCGGCACAAGAUCCAUUAGAACAUAGUAAUUUCAUGAGUGUUAUUGUGAGUUUCUUCUCUGAUUUCAGGAACUCAAUAGUUGUAGGAAAUUACUCUGAAAGAGAGAUCACCCCUACAAAUAAAGUUAGUGCCAAAAGGAAGAAACAGCCCAUAGCUGGAUCACCUGAAACAUUUGAAUUUGAGGAUAUGAGUGAUACUUAUUGGACAGAUAGGGUCAUUCAAAAUGGUUCUGAAGAGCAGCCAUCAAAAAGAAGCAGGAAAAAAGAGAAUCAGUUAGUGCCUGCCGAUCCAGAUAAACCUGUCCAAGUGAGUCGUAGGCCCUACUCCAGGAAACGUUAUUCAGAUAACAACAAUGUUGAGGCUUCUGAAAAGCCUUCUGGUUAUAUAGAUGAUAAGUCCCCUGCUGAACUUGUCAUGAACUUCGCUGAGUUGGAUUCUGUUCCCUCAGAGACAAACCUUAAUAAGAUGUUUAGGCGUUUUGGACCUCUUAAGGAAUCUGAAACAGAAGUUGAUACCGUGGGCAGCCGUGCCAGAGUGGUUUUCAAGAAGUGUGCUGAUGCAGAGGUUGCUUUCAAUAGUGCAAAAAAGUUCAACAUAUUUGGAGCGAUACUUGUAAACUACCAGCUUAACUAUACUCCAAGUGCACUGUUUAAGGCUUCGACUGUUGCCACAACGCACGACCAAGAGAUGCAUCUUGAUCUCUCCAAUUUCGAAGUUAAUAUGGUCUGAAUUCUUUGGGAUGAACUAUGAAGUCGUAUAUAAGCUGAAAGGGAUUUGGCAGAAUACAUUUAACUGAAGGAACUUCUGAAUGAGACUGUUAAUUCCAUCUGGUUGUCCACCAAAGGCUUCUGGAGGUAACCGGAGUGUUGAUACAUCUGGCCAACCGUUAUUGUGUUCAGAAUAUUACCUUUGUUGGCAGCAUGCCAGGGUGCACCAUUUUGUUCCUUAAUUUUUCUCUCUUGCUCGGUUUUCUGUACUCUAUUUCAAUAGCUGCCAUCUCUAACUUGUGGAUUUGUUAUGAAAUUCUGUAUUCUUAGUCUUAGUCUGAUCCUGUCAUGUAUGAUUUUCCAUGUUAAAUAUAUGGUAGUCUUCGGUAGGUAUGCAUCUUUGUUGGAAGAAUAGAAGUUAAUGUUGCGCAUACAAA